This is a messenger RNA of Jatropha curcas, 1862 nucleotides long. RefSeq names its product FMN-linked oxidoreductases superfamily protein. Gene Ontology annotation, biological process: tRNA dihydrouridine synthesis. The record is from RefSeq and is a predicted model, not a curated record. Lineage: Eukaryota; Viridiplantae; Streptophyta; Magnoliopsida; Malpighiales; Euphorbiaceae. Gene Ontology annotation, molecular function: tRNA dihydrouridine synthase activity; flavin adenine dinucleotide binding.
GAAAUCAUUAAUAGGAAAGCAAAGCCUAAAAGCAUUCAUUUAGCGUUGAUACUUGAUUUAAUUUUUGCAGAUAAAGCUUAAAAUAGACUGCUUUGUCUGUCUCCAACCUCUUUCCGAGCUCCUGUUCACACCCAGAAGAAGCAAGAGCGGCAAAGCUCCUAAAUUUUGCAGCUGUCGCUCUAUUCCUUCAUGUACGUAAAGGAGCAAGCUUUGUCUGAUUAGAGAGAUGGUGAAGUUUACUGGAUAUUCUUUAGUAACUUCUUUUGCUCCAUUUCAUUCUGUUAUUCUUAAAAACCAUCACAGAUUAUCAUUAAAUUUACGUCAGAAGAAUUCAGCUAAGUCGAGAAGCCUGUCUACUUGUUCUCUCAAGUGUCAAUUGCAUGCAAAAGCUGAGAUGGGUGCAGGACGCUAUCUUCCUCCUUUAUUUAGUGUUGCUCCAAUGAUGGACUGGACGGAUAAUCAUUAUAGGACUCUUGUCCGGCUCAUAUCAAAACAUUCUUGGCUUUACACAGAGAUGCUUGCAGCUGAAACAAUUGUCUAUCAACAGGGAAAUUUGGACAGGUUCUUGGCAUAUUCUCCUCAACAGCAUCCCAUUGUCUUGCAAAUUGGAGGAAGUAAUUUGGACAACUUGGCAAAGGCAACUGAACUUGCUAGUGCUUAUGGCUAUGAUGAAAUCAACUUCAACUGCGGUUGUCCAAGUCCAAGGGUCGCUGGGCAUGGGUGCUUUGGUGUUCGUCUUAUGCUUGAUCCAAAGUUUGUUGGUGAAGCUAUGUCGGUGAUUGCAGCCAACACAGAUGUUCCUGUUAGUGUUAAAUGCCGAAUUGGGGUAGACAAUCAUGAUUCGUAUAAUGAGCUCUGUGAUUUCAUCUAUAAGGUUUCUUCUCUGUCCCCAACUAAGCAUUUUAUAAUACAUUCACGAAAAGCUCUACUCAACGGCAUCAGUCCAGCAGAAAACCGAAAAAUUCCUCCCCUGAAAUAUGAGUACUAUUAUGCCCUCUUGCGUGACUUUCCAGACUUGAGAUUUACUAUAAAUGGAGGCAUAGAUUGUAUUGAUGAGGUAAAUUUGGCACUGAAAGAAGGAGCUCAUGGUGUAAUGGUUGGGCGUGCUGCCUAUAAUAAUCCUUGGAAUUUGCUGGGACAUGUUGAUUCUGCAAUUUACUUUGAACCAAAGAGUGGUCUCACACGUCGUCAGGUCCUUGAACAGUAUCAAGCAUAUGGGGAUGCUGUUUUGGGAACCUAUGGAAAUAAUAGACCAAAUGUCAGGGAUGUGGUAAAGCCUUUGCUUGGUUUCUUCUAUUCUGAGCCUGGAAAUGGUCUGUGGAAACGCAAAGCUGAUGCUGCUUUCCAGAAUUGUACAACAAUCAAAUCCUUCUUUGAGGAAACACUGGUAGCAAUUCCUGACUCUGUUUUGGAUUCACCAAUUGCGGAGGUACAGCCUGGUCGUCAAGAUCUUUUUGCAAAUGUAAGAGGGUUGCUCCCACCACCAUAUGAAACAAAAGAAGAGGAGUUAGCAUAUGCUUAGACCUAAGCAGUCUAAAUUCGUAACUGGCAUUAUCUGUAUCCCAUGCUAUGAUCAUACACAUAUUCUUUCUAAUUUUUUGGAUUACCUGAUCAAUUUUUAACAUUAUGUAUCAAGUAUACUAGGGGAUAGUCACGGAAUUUAUAAGCUCAGGUGAUGAGAUGCUAAACUACUAGGCGUGUAUUGCUAAAUGCAUUUAGGAUAGGAUACUGAUUUUCAGAUACAUGUAUCUAAACUGAUAUGAGCAUCUCAUUGAGCUUUUGAGCUGAAUUUGUACAAGUGUAACAUGCUGAUAAUUUAGUUACACUGUUAAUGAAGAUAAAUGAGCAGGUUCAAACCUUUC